Messenger RNA from Belonocnema kinseyi, 1578 nucleotides. Its product is annotated as zinc finger Y-chromosomal protein-like. The coding region runs from base 314 to 931 and encodes 205 amino acids. NCBI's taxonomy places the organism in Eukaryota, Metazoa, Arthropoda, Insecta, Hymenoptera, Cynipidae. Gene Ontology annotation, biological process: regulation of transcription by RNA polymerase II. Gene Ontology annotation, cellular component: nucleus. Gene Ontology annotation, molecular function: DNA-binding transcription activator activity, RNA polymerase II-specific; RNA polymerase II cis-regulatory region sequence-specific DNA binding. The transcript is spliced from 2 exons. The record is from RefSeq and is a predicted model, not a curated record.
ACGAGCCAAAAGUGAUUUCGAGAAAUUUACAGGAGGGCAGGAUGGUUUGUCACAUUUUUGUACAACUACUGAGAUUUCUUCGGAUAGCAAGUCUUGUGCCAAGACUUUAAUUGAGUACGACAUUGAUGAAACCUUAAAUAUCAAAGAAGAAAUCAUCCAUUAUCCAGAGAGUACAUCCGAAAUAAGUAAUGAAAAUUAUGAAUCAAAAUUAUUCAUCGUAGAUACGAAUGAUGAUAUUUUUGCUUUUAAAAAGAAACUCAUCUCACGAUUCAAGUGUAAAUUCUGCGGCAAAAAAUUUACACGGCAAUGUAACAUGAGGCGGCACAUUGGUCUCGUACAUCUUGAAAGCAACUUUAAAGUAUCGCAAACAAGGCAUAGUUGCGACAUAUGUUCCCGAAGUUACAUUUGGCCGAGUGAUUUAAGUCGACAUAAACGCUUAGCACAUGCAUCACUCAUACCACAAUUUGCGUGCGAUAUUUGCGUUUAUAAAACGAAUCAAAAAAGAAAUUUGUUCAAACACAUUUCUGCACGACACUCACAGGCAUUUAAUUUAAGACAUAAAUGCGACAAAUGUUCACGAAGUUAUCGUUCGUCAUGUGGUUUAAGUGAACAUAAACGUUUAGAACAUGCAGCAGUCAUACCACAAUUUUUUUGCGAUGUUUGUGAAUAUAAAACGAAACGAAAAAAUAUGUUGUCAAGACACAUUAUUGCAUGCCACAUGCAGACAUCAGAAUCAAAGCAUAAUUGCAACACAUGCUCGCGAAGUUAUCGUUCGUUAAGUGGUUUAAGUCAACAUAUUCGUUUAGAACAUGCAGAAGUCAAAGUACUAUUUAAUUGCGAUAUUUGUGGUUACAGAACUAAACGCAAACCUAACUUGACAAGACAUAUUACUGCAAAACAUGUCAAUAAGCUAUAUUUGUCACGCACGUGAAAAUUGAGAAAAGUCUUUUGUGCAUAAGAGUAGACUAUAUGGUGUUCCGGUAAAGAAUAUUUACGUUGCCUCGAUAUCGAAAUAAAUCAGUUUUUUUUUAAAUAUAUAAUUUCGUUUUUAUGCAUUUUGUUCAUUUGUAAAGUUAUUGGUAUGAGAAAGUAUACGUUAAGAAACAUUUUCAUUUUUAUUAACUAACAAAUUUUAAUAAUAUUAGACCAGAAAGGUUUAGUGCACUGAGGUCGUUUUGAUAAUUUAAGCUAAGAAAUUAUUGUUCUUUCAGAAAAAUAUAAAUAUAUUUCAUUAGAAGUUAAUGAAAUAACAUUUCAACGUUGCAAGAAGUAUUUUAUUAUUAAACUUUGACCAAAUUUUCUGAAGGAUCAUUUAAAAAAUAAAAUACCCGAAAUGUAUUAUUAUAUGAAACAUUUAUGAGAAUUUGAAAUCAAAAAUAUUGUUCACUGCCUGUAAAUCUAUCAAAUCUUCCAUGUAAACAAAGUUUAUUAAAACUUAUAUCCAUUUUAGUAUGAAAGCAAGAAGUUUUAGUGACUGUUUUUCUGUUAGCGCCUAAUUGAUUUAAAUUUCGCUUCGGAAUCAUUCCCUACAAUGUGUGUAAUGCCAUUUUUACUUGAAUAAAAUCCAAAUUAGAGCUC